Messenger RNA from Aspergillus novofumigatus IBT 16806, 1290 nucleotides. RefSeq lists its product as uncharacterized. Bases 248 to 1054 code for a protein of 268 amino acids. The record is from RefSeq and is a predicted model, not a curated record. The transcript is spliced from 2 exons. Lineage: Eukaryota; Fungi; Ascomycota; Eurotiomycetes; Eurotiales; Aspergillaceae.
GAAGCAGGUGGAAGGACAGCUGAAGUCUGCUGUGUAAAUGCGAAAGAGGCAGGAAAUCACGGCAGGAUAUUAACCAAUUCCAUCGUCUUCUCAGCACCUCUGACCAUGGUCGAUGUGAAACCUGGAAGACAAUCUGGAGAAGUAACGGUUGAUAUAUCUACAUCUGGCAGCUGAUGGUGUGCCGUUUCAAAUAAGCAAAUACUGCAUUGGCCUACUGUUAGUCCUGCAUUUUGGCGAGCACGCCAUCAUGGACCACUCGGAUCUGACUGAAUCCCACGCCAAAGAGGCCACUAGAACACAUCGCUCUUCAUCCUCUCCAUCCGAAACCUCGAGUUCAGCACCCAUGUCGCCGUCAGCCCUGCCACAGGCAAGUAAUGGUGCUGAUCGAGCUGUAAGUAACGGGCACUCCGCACAGCGGCAAUCCGGCUCGACCGAUGGCCUCAGAAAUCGAGAUUCCGGAUCUGGCAACGGUCAUGCAAAGAAUGCAGCACAAAGAAAUGGAGGGAACACCGAUGCAUCAAACGAUCAGUCGGAAUUGGACGAUUCACAUGUCGCGUGGUAUACUCGACUGGCGGAGAGAUAUGGCAGUGUAGAACUCGAAAAUAAAGGAAGCGUCGCUCGAGAUCAUCUUGCAUUAGAACGCACAUUUUUGGCCUGGUUGAGAACCUCGCUAGCUUUUGCUUCCAUUGGCAUCGCAGUGACCCAGCUCUUCCGCCUGAACGCGACCAGCGCACCAUCUUCCGACGUAUCCUCUCAACAGUUCCCUUCUCUCCUUUCACCCCCUUUCUAUGAUCCUGCAACGAUAAAGAUCACGUCUGAAUCACAACGACUGCGGAAUCUCGGCAAACCUCUCGGAACGACGUUCAUUGGAAUCGCCCUGAUGAUUCUUCUGAUUGGGUUCCACCGCUAUUUUGAAAGUCAGUACUGGAUCAUCAGGGGUAAAUUUCCGGCGAGCCGUGGAAGUGUUGCUCUGGUAGCAAUUGUUGCGGCCGCUUUGAUCGUAACCACUUUUGUCGUCAUACUCGCAAUUUCGCCGAGUGCUACUGAGACUUAAGGCAAAUAGGAACAUGGAGCAUCGUCUCCCAGGCGACUGGCGUUAUUGUACGGGCAUUCAACAAUUGCGUUCACAAUUUAUGUUGAUCUGUUUCAUUUCAGUGUAUAUCCCUUUCACUACCCUAUAUAACAAACAGUAUUGGGGCCAAAGGUGGAACCUUGAUUAUUUCUGGCGCCAUUAUUAUCAAGACCUAGAUCUAGACUAUUCAAGCUCAACAAGGUGCCGCUCGCAAGUAA